AUGUCGUCAACAGCAGUUUCCAUUCUCGAUCAUCUUGAUAAAGUGGCUGUCCUCUCCGCAGGACUAUUUGCUGGCACAGCGUUAUAUAUGACUAUUGGUGAAGUACCGGCUAUGCGAGCAAUCGGCGGUGACAUACAAUGGCGAUUUUUUCCCUACAUGUACGAACGAGCAGCUGUAUCACAAGCUAGUUUCGCUGUAUUAGCUGGUGUAGCAGGUGUUUUACAUGGAACACGUAUCGUUCGUGCACCAUUUUAUCGUAAUUUAUGGAUCGCUGCUGGAGCCAUAUUUAUUGGCGUAAUUCCUUAUACUGUUAUUUGUAUGCUUCCAACCAAUCUCCGUAUUAUUAACGAUAAUAAACGUAUUCAAGCAGGAAGCGAAAGUCAAAUUAAUGCUGCUACACAAAAAGAACUACUUGACAAAUGGGCUUUACUUCAUCUUGUUCGCACUGUUGGUUCACUCGUCGGUUUUACUGCUAUGGCGUUUGGACUUAGUCAACAUAAAUCACUUCUUUUACGUUGGUAG
Messenger RNA from Rotaria socialis, 522 nucleotides. The record is from the annotation of a GenBank genome assembly. Lineage: Eukaryota; Metazoa; Rotifera; Eurotatoria; Philodinida; Philodinidae.